UUGAUGAAAUUGUUGAUGGUAAUGUGGUCUAUUAUUGUGAAAAAAAUGAUAAAAUUGUUUAUGGUAAUGCGGUAUUAGUAUGUUGAUAGUUGUAUGCGGUACUAAGAGUUUAUGAAAUUGGUGAUGAAAAUGUUGAUAAUGAGAAUGGACUUGUUUCAUUGUUGUCAUAUUAGCUACACAUGUAGGUUCUCGAAAUUUGAUAUAACUUUCCAUUAUCGAAGCUAUGUAUGUUAUGUAUUGUUAAAUUAGGGUUUUUUGACGUUGUUUUAGAAUUCGAUUAUCCUUAAAUGUGUUUUGGUUGGUAUAUAGAAUAUGGCUUCACAAAAUGUAGUGUUGUUAUGCCGGUGGGGAGGUGAAAUUAUGUGCGAUGGAUCAAAUGUUGAGUACACUUGUCUUUUACCUGUGACAGUCAUGUCAAUUUCAUUGACUAGUAAUUCUGUUUUUUAAUUGGUUUGGCCAUAUUGUUUUGAAUGAACAGAUAUCAUGGUCGGACACGAUCGGAUACCAGGACCACUUGACCCUUCUGUCCUUACACUGCAGGAUAAACAUCGGAGUGUUGACAUAUGGGAGCAGACGGUAAUUUCUCACGUGCCAUUUCAUAUACAGAUUUGUCUUGUUUUUUUGUAUACUUGACCCUUAUUUACAGUUUUUAAAUGAAUUACCAGGUGGACAUAGCGGAAAUGUUGGGGUGCAGGCACUUGAGGUCCGGCUGGGCAGUCGAUCCACGCGUUCUUCAGUACGUCGACUGGGUUGGCUUUGGUGGUAUUCAUCGCGUGGGCUACAGAGAAAUAGAUCGAGGGCUUAUCACAGCAUUAGUUGAGAGAUGGAGGCAGGAGACACACUCCUUCCAUCUUCCUGUGGGGGAGGCGACAGUCACGCUGCGGGACGUCGCGAUACUCACACGCCUUCCCAUCCAUGGGAAUGCGGUGACAGGGGGUGUGGUACUUGACCCCGCAGGUUUAAUAGGUCGGGUUUUAGGGGUUCAGCCAGAGCCAAACGAGAUCAGGGGCAGCGCGCUGAGGACCGGUUGGCUACGCGACAGUUUUGGACAUUUACCUCAGGACGCUGACGACGCCACAGUGCAGAGAUACGCCCGAGCUUACUUGUUCCUGCUCAUCUCAGGCGUGCUCUUUGGAAACAAGAGCGGAAGCCAUCUUCAGAUUAUUUACCUGUAGCUGUUAGACCACGACUGGGAUGAGAUCCGUGGAUACAGUUGGGGUAGUGCUUGUUUGGCGGUCUUGUAUCGCCAUCUGUGUAGAGCAUCACAGCGUGGAGCACAGCUGAUUGGAGGUCCUUUGGUUGUGCUACAGGUAAACCUCAUCAUUAUCCUUAAGCCUAGUCUGAUAAUGACUUGACGUUAUUUAUGCUUUACCUUUUAUUUGAUUUUUAAAACAGCUUUGGGCUUGGGAGCACAUCCAUGUAGGGAGACCAGGUAGGCCUGUUGUACACCGUCCAGGGAAGCUGGACCAGGACGAUCAGUACGCAGCAUACGAUGCUCCCCCGCUCCCUGAACCCGAUCAGGCAUACGGUUGUAGGUUCGUAAUAUUAUACUUGUGUACUCAAAUUUUGUUAUAAUUAGCUAGUACAACUUCUUAAAUAAUUUGUUGCCACAGGUGGGUGGUUCCCAGACUAACACAUGCGCAUACAGCGAGAGGUCUUCUCUACUACCGUGACGCCCUCGAUCGACUCUCGGAUGAACAGAUGACAUGGGAUCCCUAUUCUGCUGUGUUGGUAGAGGCCAUGCCGGAACACUUGCUCGAGCAUCGUGCUGAGUGGCUUGCCAGGACCCCCAUGAUCUGUUUUGAGGUCGUGGAGAUCCACCUACCGGACCGAGUGUUGCGACAGUUCGGACUUCACCAGCCUAUCCCCAUGCCCUGUGACACUAGUAUUCGCCUCCACGGCAUUGACCGUCGUGGAAAGUUGGAGACAAACUGGGCACUGGAGCAUCAUCAAUUCAUUGAGCUUUGGGACCAGCGGUUGGAGUCCAUCGUUGACGGUCACCUGUUUCAGGGUGUUAUGGAUCCGUGUGAUCCUUACAUGGUAUGGUACAGGCAGAUUACACGCCUUUUCAUCAACCCUACCUACACCCCACCGUCCACGCACUACCAUCCAGCUUAUGAUGUUAUCAGCGGACUUGCGGGGGAUAUGGGUGCGAUGGUUGAUGCACUUUCAGAUGCCUUAGCAGCCGUACCCACUAGAGCCCAGGUUGAGCGGGUGCGAGAUAUGGGCAUACAUAGCUUGCAAAGAUAUGGCCAUGGCCAUCUCGUCCACCCCAGGGACGAUCAUGACCCCAACUCCUUCCAUUCACAGUUCGACUUCGGACAGAGUAGUGGUGGAGGUCAUACUUCGGGCUCUACACAGGCAGAGGAUUACUUCAUCCAUAACACCGCUCCCGGCCACAGCCAGGGUGACUCAUCGUCUCGCCAGCUGACUCCUCCAUCGUCCCGAGACCCAUUCACCACCAUUCAGCAUUACACGAGGCGUCCGAGGCGUGUUCGUAGACAGACGGAGGACACACAGGAUGGAGAUCAGUUAACUCCAAUACAUGAGUCCGGAUAGUAUUAGUUAGUUGAUCCUUUUGUGAUACUCAGAUAUUUAACAAUGUUGUAUAUAACGCUUACAUUAUUAAUACAAGAAAUGUUUUCUAAAUGACUCUCUGUACAAUUUGAAGUUUAUUUCCCUUAUUUGUCCGAAUUUGACUUUUGUUAGUGAAACUAUAUCUUUUAUAUCCGUUAUAUGUAUCAAGCAACAUAUAUUUGGUCUCCUGCACUUAAAGUGCUGUUUCACGAUGGUUAUCAUGCUGUUAGGGUUGUUUCCAGUGUUUGAUGGUUGUUGGUGGUGGUCGAUGGUGGUGGAAAGGUUGGGGCUGGUGGUGGGAAUGCUCUUGCGUUGUUUAGGGUGUUUUAUGGUAGUUUAUGGGUGGUUGAGAGUGGCGGG
This is a messenger RNA of Chenopodium quinoa (quinoa), 2937 nucleotides long. RefSeq names its product serine/threonine-protein phosphatase 7 long form homolog. NCBI's taxonomy places the organism in Eukaryota, Viridiplantae, Streptophyta, Magnoliopsida, Caryophyllales, Amaranthaceae. The transcript has 3 exons. Bases 1702 to 2559 code for a protein of 285 amino acids. The record is from RefSeq and is a predicted model, not a curated record.